Molecule: messenger RNA, 1266 nt
Organism: Cynara cardunculus var. scolymus (artichoke)
Lineage: Eukaryota; Viridiplantae; Streptophyta; Magnoliopsida; Asterales; Asteraceae
Product: BOI-related E3 ubiquitin-protein ligase 1-like
Exons: 4
Coding region: 240-1196 (318 amino acids)
Molecular function (GO): ubiquitin-protein transferase activity
Source: RefSeq, a predicted model, not a curated record
CAAGAGAGAACAAUGGAAGAAUUCUUCAACAAGCUCUCUCUUUUUACAUCAACAACAACAACAACACCACAACAACAAAUGGAAUCAUCAUCAUCAUCAUCAGCAUCAUCAACCCAUUCUUCACCCACUACUUGUUGUACCUUCAUCAUUCCUCCCAUCUUACCAUCAUCAUUUUGACCACAUUUCAAGUAGAAUGAUUCGAUUAUUGAUGUGUGGAACAUUAUGGUGGCAACAGUAACAUGUUCGGAGGUCUUACCAAUGCCCAUCCUGAGGAACACCGGUCACAGUAUGACAUGAGUGCAUUGCCUCAGCUUCAGCUAUUUGGAAAAUUUCCAGUUGGGUGUACAAUCGAUAAUAUAAACUUUGUUGGAAACGAGCAUGGCGUGGCUUCAAGUCGCCCUAUCAAGAGGGCACGUGAACCAGGACCCAUGUCUGCACAGCAAAAGCUUCACAUAUCUUUGAACAACAACUUCUGUCAAGAUGACACAGGCCGUACUAGAACCUCUAUGAAUCCGAAUGGUGUAUCAACUGGCUUGAAACUAUCUUAUGAGGAAGAUGAACGUAACUCUUCUGUCACAUCCAUUAGUGAAAACUUGAAAGCUCUUCACCCUGUUACUCACUCACUCACAAAUAGCAUCAGACGUGAAAUGGAUCGUCAUAAAGAACUCCUUGAUCAUUACGUUAAAGUUCAGGAAGAAAAUAUGAUGAAGGGUAUAAGAGAAUUGAAUCAGAAACACACUGCAUCCAUACUAAACACAUUGGAGAAAGAAGUGGGAAAGAAGUGGAGGGAGAAAGAGAUGGAAAUAGAGAACAUGAACCGAAAAAACAUUGAAUUGGGGUUGAAAAUAAAGCAAGUUACAAUGGAAGCUCAAUCGUGGCAUUACAGAGCGAAAUACAAUGAAUCAGUGGUGAAUGCCCUGAAGAACAAUCUGCAACAAGUGAUGGCACAGAAGCCUGUGGAAGGAAAAGAAGGGUACGGGGAUAGUGAGGUGGAUGAUACUGCCUCUUAUACCAACGUAAAUGCCACAAAUCAAACGAAGGCGUUAAACUGCAGAGCGUGCAACGCUAAAGAAGUUUGUGUUUUGUUACUGCCGUGUCGGCAUCUGUGUCUGUGUAAAGACUGUCAAGUGUUCACUGAAAAUUGUCCUGUUUGUCAAGCAACCAGAACUGAAAGCCUACAUGUUUUUAUGUCCUGAAUGAAUUGACUGCUAAAAUGCUGUGUUUUGAGUGAUUUAUGCCUUUGAAAAAUGAAGGAAGCUUUGUUUU